AUGAUUAAGAUCGCUGGCCUCCUAACCGCAAUGUUCGUCUUGGCUCAUGCGCUCACUCCCGAAGAGCGCACUAUUAUUCUUAAUUUUCACAAAGAUACUCGUUACGCCGUUGAUCCACCAGCCUCAAAUAUGAUGCUGAUGAAAUACGAAAAAAAAUUGGAGAGUCUGGCGGAGAGUUGGGUCAAGCGAUGCAUAUAUCAGCAUCCAAACCCGCAGCAGUAUCCAGAAUUCAAAGGUUAUGGACAAAAUCUUGCUGUUUCUGGUGGUGCAGCACAAGACAUUAAGUGGCUGUCCAGGGGUUGGGCCGAUGAAAAAAAAUAUUACUUUUACCAUAAUAACUCCUGUGCUUCUGGAAAAACUUGCGGACACUACACUCAGGUGAUUUAUUCGUUUCUUUCUAAUGCCACAAACCUCUACUUUUGA
This is a messenger RNA of Hydatigera taeniaeformis, 423 nucleotides long. The record is from the annotation of a GenBank genome assembly. NCBI's taxonomy places the organism in Eukaryota, Metazoa, Platyhelminthes, Cestoda, Cyclophyllidea, Taeniidae.